UUACAUUAGCUAGCUAGCUAGUAGUCAGUGUUUUGGUUAAAUGCAUGCAAAAGUGGUCCCUCCAGAGAAAAGCUCAAGUGAUUGUAUCUUCAUAUAUUUCAGACAGUUCGUGUGAGCUCUUCUACAAGAACAUUAGCAGGAAGCACGCAAGUGUGAAGACCAUGGUGGUGAAUCUCUGCCUGCCACAUUUCAAGACCACCAUCCAGUGUGACAAGCUGUGUGCAGAUGGGUAUGACGUCACCAACCUCCUAUCGGCUGACCCAGCAGUCCGGAGGCGGGGUUUUAAGCUGGAGUACUUCCUUCGGCCACCCGUUCAGGUGACACUGCAGUUUGGUUUCCAGGUGGAAGUGUGUCGGGUGGAUGUGGAGCUGUGGCCCUGGGGGAUGGACCGUGGACAGGCCUGCAAGAGGCUGGAGAUCAGCACCAGCUCUGAUCCCCCACUCCCUCACAACCACAGCCUAGAGCAGGGCCAAAGUCAGGUCCAACAAGGCCAAGAGAAGGGCCAGCAAUGGGACCAAGCCAAGGCCCAAUUCAAAGGCCACCAAUGGAGCCUCCAGGCCCAACAAUGGAGCCAACAAGGCCAGGAGAAGAGCCAGCAAUGGGCCCAACGUGGCCAAACUCAGAGUCACAUAGACACCAGCCAGGGGGAUUUCCGUCUAGUGGGACGCUGUGAACUAAGAGAAGAGACCCAUGUCAGUUUCUCCCAUCCCUGUUUCCGCCCGCGCCCUCCCUUCCCCUCCCUGCCACCGCCCCCCCGAGAGGGGUGUAGACAAGAGGAGCUGUGGAGCAGGGGGCCGCUCUCACUAGGCUCUGUGAAGCAGCUCCGUGUGUCAGUGCCGUACGGUGCGGGUGCCUCCGCGAUGGGGCUCAAGGCACUGGCAGUGUGGGGGCUACCUUCUCGCUGCUGUCCUCCAGAGGAGGCGGAGAGGGUGAGAAUAGCACAUGAGAAUGCUACCCUGAGACCAGCGCCACAGCUUAGCCACUUGGCAUCAGCGCAGCCUUCACCUGUCGUUCAACCACAGCCACUGUCACAGACGACAACAGCAACUAGCCUCCUGCAGGUCCCUGAGGAUUUCCUGGACCCCCUGACCCAGGAAGUGAUGCUGCUCCCUAUGCUGCUGCCCAGCGGAGUGUCUGUGGACAGCUCCACUCUGGAAGAGUACCAGAGGAGGGAGGCUACCUGGGGUCGUGUCCCCAACGACCCCUUCACCGGUGUACCCUUCAUCCCUGAGGCACAGGCCCUCCCCAACCCCCACCUGAAGAGCCGCAUCGACCGCUUCCUGCUUCAGACAGGGUUAGAGGUCAGGGAGGGGAUGGUGGGGAGGCAGGUCCAGGGGGAGAGUCCGCACACCUCCAGGCUCAUACCCCCACAGAGGACUGGGGACAGUGGGGACUCUGCUGUCACUACUGCUGCUGCUGCUAUAGAGUCAGCCAACCACCAGGGUGCACUUAGCAGGAACAGUGGGACUCUCACACAGACUACCCAAAAACGUGCAGAAAGUGUAAAUACUGAGAGGAGCCACUCUACACAGCACAGGGGAACCGGAGCUUUUAACAACAGGGUGAAGAAUGGGAAUGGGAAGGACCGGUGUGCUGGUAAAGUUGGUUGUAAAGAAGGGGUAGUGGAUAGAGUGAGUCCCCAGGAUGGAGGGCCAGAUUUGGGGAGUAGGAGGAAGAGAGAGCUGGAGGUUUGGGCCACUCUGAUCCGCUCUAAGGGAAAGGGUGAGCCCCCCGCGGCCAAAGCAGCCUCUGCUAGUGCUGGUCACGCCAAGGAGCUACUUCCUGACUCGAAAAGACUAAGAACAGACACAAACUCCACUAUCUCCACAGCCACCGUUCCCAGCGGUAGCUCCCAUGAGCAUUGCUCGUCUGCCAGUCUAGACCAUGAGCAGCGUUUGUCUGCCAGUCUAGACCAGGCCCUUCUCUCAGCCCUGCAGGGCCGACCCUCCUUUACCUCCUACACCUCCCAAACCCCCCAGGUCCAACACAAACACACAGACACACCCGCUGACACCCCAACAGCUUUUCCUAUUUCUCUCCUUCCCCCCCUUCUCUCUCCCCUUCCCUUUCUCUCUCUCCCAGGUGAGAACAGGUGUGGUUCGUGUUCCUGCUCUCUGUCCGUCUACUCGACCUCUCCGUCAGCAUACCGCCUGCCCUGUGGUCACUUCCUGUGCCGCCCCUGCCUACACAGGAAGUCCCGCCCACUUGUCACCACAGCAAUGCCCAAUCACAUCCUAUGUCCCACCUGCAAUAUCCCUGCCUCUUCCAGUAACAUAACGCGCGUGCAUCACUGAAUGAAAAAAUGUGUGGCAUUAACCACUGAACAACCCUACUCACUGAAAACAUGUGUGUUGUUAACCACCACCGGACUCCCACUCACUGUACAUGCCUGUGCUCUUCACUGCAACUGUGAGGGGUGGACAUUGGACGAAACAGAUUGCAAUGGGACUCUUUAUUAUCCCUUGGGCCUUGAUAAACAAAUCCACCUGUCUUGUGCUGCCCCUCUACCCCACUCCCCAACAGAAGUCAUUAAAACGUUUACAGACUAAACUGCUUAAAU
Molecule: messenger RNA, 2560 nt
Organism: Salvelinus sp. IW2-2015
Lineage: Eukaryota; Metazoa; Chordata; Actinopteri; Salmoniformes; Salmonidae
Product: RING finger protein 37
Biological process (GO): protein polyubiquitination
Cellular component (GO): nucleus
Molecular function (GO): ubiquitin-ubiquitin ligase activity; ubiquitin protein ligase binding
Source: RefSeq, a predicted model, not a curated record